CGGACGAGGAAUGGGUUAGAGUUGCUACAGAUAGAGAAGGUUUGUGACUGAUCAAUCAUAAUCAUACAACUUUAAACAAAAGUUAAAACAACCAAGACUGGGUGUUUUUAAAACAACAAAUCCAUACUCAUGAGUCAUGGGAGGCAACUAGCGCCUUCUCUCUGUCACACACACGCGGGCGGGCGCACACACACACAGACACAUACACGCACACACAGCCAGCACACAUUACAACGUUAAUACUCACACGCACUGUCAGUGUUGCACAUUAACACUUCAUUUUAAUAAAACAUUUUAAGGAUAUGUAGAAACAUCGAGUCUGUUUGUCGGACCGUUUGACCUGGAACCCUACCCGGAAGCAGAAUUCAAAACGGAAACUACCAUUUUAAGCGAGCUUCGCAGCCGUCGUCUACCGACGGGGACACCUAAAAUUGACACGGGGCGGAAAAUAUUUGGCCGAUGAAAAGAACGAAAAAAUUAUAAGAAAGGCCGCCUUCGUUGAAUUCGAAAAGUAAACGAUGAAAGUAUGAAAUAUCUAGCUUUGGACCAUGGAUUUAGAUAUAAUAGCAAGCUAACACAGCGGAAAUAGUUUUGGUUAGGGAGUCGAAAACAGCCCUCCCGGGCCGAUGGAUAGGGAGGCCUUUGAAAGUAUUUUUCCAGGGAUGAAGAAAAAUGGCCCGCUGACAUGAAAUAGAAAGCGGUUGUUUACAAGACGGCAUUUUCAACACGUCUUUGUUCUGUUUUUGCUUUCGUGUUUCUCCAUGAUUGCCUAGCCGACUGAUGCUCAGAGCUAAAAAAAUAACGCGAAGGUGAUUGAUGGAAGUCUACCCACUCCUCCCUCUCUGUUCCUUUUUAAAACCUACGGUCGAACAAGCAGCGCUACAAACCUGUAGCUUGUUAAGAGCCUGUGUAGCUAGGUUCUGAGUAGGUGGCAUCAGGAGGCUGACAGAAAAUAAUAGUUUGCCUCAUGUGCCCACUCAAUGAACACUGACACCUUCUGAGGAGUUUAAUUGGACCUGGAACUGCUGCUCCUCCACAAGAAGGACUUCAAAACACUACAGACUCAACCUUUUAUAUGUUAGACAUUGAUUUCUUAUUUUUUCAUUUUACACGUCAUAGGCAUUCACACACCGUAAGAAUUAUUUCUAAUUUAGCUACAAGCAAACAUCUAAAAAAACUAGCAGGUCUUCACCUUGGUGCCCUCCAUAUUUGCCUAAUCUAUAUUUGCCUGGAGAGUGUGUAAGCAGUAAGCAUUCAUGUGUGAGAGAGAAUUCAAAAAUAAGGUCAUAGUGAUAAGAGUUGUGAAUUCUAAGUUUGGAGUUAAGGGGUUCAAAGAGCACUAGAGUGUAGGCUAACUGCAGCGCUGAGCUCAAUUUUGAGGUGGGUGGGAAUAACUGUUGUUGAUUUCAACAACAAGGGGAGUUGCCCUGGGACACCCUCCCAUCAGUGUGUGGGAGAUGUUCCAGUUUAGCAAGUACCCCAUGGACAUUCUAGAGAUGCUGAGUGGACACCAAGCCCAUCAGUUCAAAGGCCUGGGAUUAGAGAGGCAGCUCCAACAUCAACAGCAAGUCCAGCAGCACCAGCAGCAGCUCCAGCAGCUCCAGCAGCAGCAUCAGCAACCCGGCGAGCCCUCGGGGAGCCUCCUUUCGGGGCUCGGCUUGUCCUCCCGAGGCUCGUCCUUCGCCGACUCCUCCUCCAUCUUUGCCAAAAUGAGCGCCCCUCCCCCGCCCAUAUCCCACCAGUCUCAGUCGUCGUCGUCGUCGCACAGCUCCCGUAAGUCCAGCAAGAUGAGCAGCAGCAGCGGGAGCUCGUCGGCGGGAUACCCUCAGUUCCUGCGGCCUUUCCACCCGGCCGAGGCGGCGCUGGCACAGGAGCAGCUGCAUUCUGGGAUGGGGCGCUUUGACUUUGGGGGCAGUAGUAGUGGAGGGGGUGCAGGUGUUAUAGGAGGGGUGGUCACAUCUGCUCCCCCUCCACCUCCGUUACACCCUGGUCUCUCUGUUCCCCAGCCCUCGUCUGGUCCCUCCUCGACCUCCCCUUCUCCCUCUACCUCUGCUUCCAACAACCCCUCUGGCAGCAGUGCUGUGACCUCCCUGGGCCAACCUCUUGUUGGUCCACAAUCAGACCCACGUAGCCUGCAUCAGCAGUUCAGUUGCAUGCUCGCUGCCAAUCAGUACUUCCUAUCCGGGGUCCCGACCAAUAGCAGCCUGGAGCAGUUCCUGGUUCAACAGGGGACCCAUAACCAUCUUGGCCUGGGAUUGGGCCAAGGGGCGAGUGACUCCAACUCUGCCCUUGCUCCACCUCCAGCGCUUCACUCCUCCCACAGCCAUGGCCAUCCCACCCCCCAGCCCCAGCAGCAGCAACAGCAGCUGCCCCCCCAUGCCUUGUCUCACCCCCACAGUCAUCCUCACCCCCACCAUCCCCUCCACCCUGCCCCCCAGCCAGCACCCCUUGGUGGCUUUGACUUCCAGGGCAUCCCGGUCCUCUCUUCCAAUCAGAUAGCUUCAUUGAUGCAGCAGGAGGCUGGUGGCCUGCCUCUACCUCUACCUCUCCAUCUAUCACUCUCAAAAGACGAGGGGAAAGGAGACAGUGGGUCUGGGUCUAGUGGAAGUGGAGGAGGGGGAAGCGGUGGCAGCAGGAGAAAGAAGGCUAUGGCUGGCUACCUCCCUCAAAGAAAGUCAGAUAGCGGCAGUCAUAGCAGUAGCAGUGUUAGCAACUGCCACAGCAGCUCUAGUGGGCACAGUCAGAAUACAUCCUCAGGCCUGGUAGGAGGAGGAUCUGGAAGUGUUGGCAUAUCCGGCAUUGGUAAUGAGCAUUCAUCUCUCCUCUCCUCGUCCACACAACCCUCCUCAACUGUCUCUUCCUCCUCUUCCUCAGCUCCCUCUUCCUCCUCCACCUCCGUGUUGGUAGCCAACGGUUCACAGAUCCCCAAAUCGGAAAAUCUCAACCCCAUGGCAUCUGGUUCUAGCCAACCCGAACCGGAACCACUCUACCACUGCGGCGAAUGUGGCAAGACCUUCACCCACCUCUCCAGCCUCCGCCGCCACCUCCGCAGCCACGGUCUGUCCUCUGAUGGCCCUAUGAGCAGUGGCUCUGGCAAGUCCCCCAGGUCCCCUAGCCCAGAUAGAACCUUCUGCUGCUCCGAGUGUGGCAAGGGAUUCAAGAAGAGAGGCCACCUCCUCCAGCAUGGCGUCAUCCACUCUGGAACUCGUCCGUUUGCCUGCAGCAUCUGUCAAAGGUCUUUCAACCGCCGCGAGUCCCUGACCAGACAUGAGAAGAUCCAUGAUGAGAAGCCUUUCCGCUGCCCUGCUUGUGGACGCUGCUUCCGAGAGAGCACCUCCCUGCUCAACCACGCUGCGUCGGGUACGUGCGGCAAGCCGCCCAGAUCCCAGAAAAAUCGGAGCAGCACUGGCAGUGACACCUCCUCCAACCCUGGAGGAAGCAAGUCUGGGAUGGUGGCAGGUAGCAGCGGGUCUGGAGACGGGGGUGAAGUGAAGUACAGCUCUGAUUACUCCAGGAACCGCUACCAGCCUUCCUACAGUGUGGACGACUACAGACGACAACAGACCAACCCGUCUUCUCUCUACCCGGGAGAGAGCUCCCUUGGUAACGGGAUGGGCAGCCAGACCCUGAGAAAGGCUCCGUUGGCACCGACUCUCCACCCUCACCCCCAGAGUCAACAGCAGCAGCAACAACAACAACAACAGCAGCACCACCACCACCAACAGCCACACCUCCCCCUUUCAUCCCUACUGGACGACUCUGAGGAUGAGGUCACUAGCAGUGCCAUGUCGGCUAUCGCCGCAGCAGCAGCCGCCUCCUGUGACAUCAACACUGGUGAGAGCCGAGGGGAGGAGCGGAGAGACAUCAUCGGAGGUUUGCUGGGAGGCCUCGGCUUCGGGAACAUGGGGGUGGCCCCCGGCGGGCCGUCGUCCACGUCCGAGAUGGACAAAAGCUACCGAACCGGCAGCGGCUCCACUAUGCCUUUGACCCACCCCAGCCACCCAAACGCCAAACUUAAACGUCCUCGUAAGCCUCGCCAGAAGAGAGACCCGGGAACUAUCGUGAGACGGAGGAGAAGUCCGGGGCCUCGUGGGGACGGCUCGGAAAGACCACAUGUGUGUAAUGUGUGCGGUAAGCGUUUCAGGAGAGGUGAGACCUUGCGGCGCCAUGACCGUGUCCACACCGGGGAAAAGCCCCACGCUUGCGACGUCUGUGGAAAAACCUUCAGGGAAGCCUUCCACCUCACCAAGCAUUUGACGGUCCACUCCGGGCAGAAGAACUAUAAAUGCAACCUGUGUGGGAAGGAGUUUGCUUACGCACAGAGCCUGGUGAGGCAUGGUAAACUCCACAGGAAAGGGGAGAUUGAUGGUAACGGGACAAAGGUUAGCAAAGUCGGAGCCAACAGUCAGGGUGGUAAUCAGUCCAACUCUGAGUCCUACUACCCCUACUCUCAAGAUAAGGCCCAAGGGUCCGGCUCCACCCAGCCAGGUCAGAGGCUCUACACCUGCACUGUGUGCUGGAAGUCCUUCCGCCACCACUUCCACCUGACGGCCCACCAACAGACCGUUCACGGAGGGGGCGGGGGAGGGGAAAAGACCUUCAGAUGCGAAGUGUGUGGUAAGGCAUUUGCUUACUCCAACAGUUUGUCCAGGCACAGGAUGUCCCAGCACGGUCUUGGUCGGUCCGCGCAGGGAAACCCGUCGGGUGGGGCCCGUCAAGGGGGGAGCCAGUCCCACCAGUCAGCUGCAUACUCCCCCCUCUACUAUGAGUCCGGAGCCCACUCCUCAGGCUCCAACGUCACCUAUCCUUCAGGCUCCAAUGUGAUCCACCCCAGCACCCAGGGACAGCACCACCCUUUUCAGUACCGGUCGCAAAACUACCACCCCCACCGUGGCUUAAGAAAAAUGAAGAAGAAAAGACGAGUUGAGAUCCACAGUAUAAUGAGGGGGGGCCAGCUGGUGGGUGUGCCCCUGAGCAAAGAGACCAAGAGGAAGCUGAUGAUCAUGAGGAGAAAGAGGGGCAGGAUGCAGCAGCAGCUGGCAAGGAAGAAGCUGCUGGCCCAGCUGAGGAUCAAAGGAGGAGGGAUGAAUGUGAAGGCGUGGCAAGGAGGUGCGGUGAGAGUCACCGGGCUGACCUCCAUGGAAACGCCCAUCAAGCGCUUCCCCUGUCCCAUCUGCCCCAGCACCACAUAUUCUAGGCAGGCCUCCGUCCUGAUCCACCACGCCAUUAGGCACCCGCCCAUUAAUGCGGGCCACGAAGCGCGCCUGAAGUGCCCCGUUUGUGGGAAGCGAUCACGCACGCUGAGGAAAGCCCUGAAACACAGAGGCCAUCACCUGGCCAAGGGCUCGUUCGCCUGCCGCAAGUGCCGCCACUGCUUCUGGAAUGGGAACCUGCUGGAGAGGCACCGGGUGUCCUGCCGAGGGGUGACCGGGGGAGGCAGCGGCAACUGGAGCUUGCGGAUGAAGUCUCCCCCUAAAGAGAUGGGGGUUCUGAAGCAAGAGUGUGAUCUGCCCGUCACACCUGUGGAACCUCAGCCUGUACAGCCUCAGCUUAUUCAGCCUGAAAGAACAACAGUUGUGACUGAAUACAGCCACUGAUUAUUUUAUUUUUUUCAUUUUUAUUUUAUCCAGCAAACAAGUGCUAGCGAGUUUGAAAGAUGAAGGGUGGGGGUAAGGUUUAGUGUAACUACCAGGAUAUCCCCACUUCAUCCAUACAAUCCCCGACUAAAGCAGAGGUGUGAGAGUUAGCAUGGACUUCUAAAGGCCCAUAUCAAAAAACACCCUCCAUCUCUGUUCUGGCUUCCCCAAAGGGGAAAGUAUUUUAGAUCAUGUGACUGUUUGAGUAGCACCUGUCUUAAAUGCAUUCUAUCACAGUAUACCCUUUUUUCUGUUAGCUGUGUUUGCGCUGGAAUUCUGGAUGCAUAUUUGUAGGAGUGGGGUACCAUAAGUACCUAUGUUUUUCCAAUUAUGUUUUCUCAUUAUUCACAGUUAAACAGUAUAGUCUUUGUCUCUUGUUCUGUACAAUGUGUGUUUCUUUGUUCCCAGUGGAUACUUAUUUUAUACUCAAGACAUUUUGUCCUGAACCUGAAAAUGUCGGUUAGCUGACAAGUCAGUCUAAGAUGCCGUUUCAACUGAUAUAAAUACAUCAGUAGUCAUAUGACUUAGGUCUUUGAUUAAUCACUAAUCAAUAGUUAAUGUUAUUGGACACAACUAGUCAGACAGAAGUUGAACUGUCCUGCAGUAAAAUGUUGAAGAGGAAUCAACAGUGAGUCAUUUCCCAGUACACUGUUGUCAGUUCUGGGGGAUAAGAACAGGAUUGGGGUGGGAGGGGAAUACAAAACAAAAAAAAAAAAAGUUUUAAAAUUGUCAGGAAAGUCAUGAAUUGUGGGAACAAGGGGAGUGUACUGUACAAUUCGUAUUAUAUUUUAUUAUAUAUUGAUUAUUUGCUGUUUUUUACUCCCAAGUAUAGUUUCUUUUAUCAUUGUUGCUAUUGUAUGGGUGGGUGGGAAUGAGAUGGGACUAUCUUUGUAAAACAACGGGACAAGUAUGUGUAUUGAUGUGAUUGUUUCCUUCCUCCCCUUUUACCAAGCCCUGUGUCCCCACAGUUAAGCCCAAUUUUGUAACAAAAGCGUGUACACUUAGUUCAUUACUUAGGUCCUGUCCCUUCAGUGUUUUCCUUUCAGUAAACUAAAAUCAUGUAAUAUUAUUACUAAAUUACUAUCCUUUUCUUUGCCUAAAGUGAGUUGUUGAAACCCUCAAAUAAAAUAAAAAUCUAAAAGG
Molecule: messenger RNA, 6779 nt
Organism: Hypomesus transpacificus
Lineage: Eukaryota; Metazoa; Chordata; Actinopteri; Osmeriformes; Osmeridae
Gene: znf865
Product: zinc finger protein 865
Exons: 3
Coding region: 1458-5597 (1379 amino acids)
Biological process (GO): regulation of transcription by RNA polymerase II
Molecular function (GO): DNA-binding transcription factor activity, RNA polymerase II-specific; RNA polymerase II cis-regulatory region sequence-specific DNA binding
Source: RefSeq, a predicted model, not a curated record